AUGCUCGGAUGGUUGCGUGAUGCACUUUCCAAUACUUCCCCUUCUCUGUCCUAUCGUCAGUCAAUGAUACCAUCUCCAUUUUUUUGUCAACAGCAGCAACAAAACUAUAAGAAAAAUGAAAUAUUAUGUUCAUCAUCAUCCUCAUCAUCAUCAGAUGACGAUGAAACAACAGAUGAGGAAUCAAAUGAUAAUUCAUUCUAUCAUAAUCCAUAUCAUUCAAGUGGACAAAUGAAUUACAUAGAUGUUCCACAACAACAGUAUACUAAUGAACAUACGUAUCCAACAUAUCUUGCUCAACAGCAGACAUCAAAUGUAAUGAAUCAAUCAAUAGAUGAUCAAAUUCAUACAAAACUCUUAUUAUUACAACAACGUGGAAAUCAAUAUCAACCGCAAAUACAAACACAAUUUCAUUAUACAUUUAACAAUGAAACAUUAUCAACAACUGAUUCGCCUACUACUAAUAAUAGAAAUCUAGAAAGAAUUAAUAUAAAUGAUGAACAAUUCGAAAAUGAAAAUGAUAUUGAUGAACAAGAAGAUGAUUAUAAUAUACCCACUUACUAUUCCGAUCAAGAUUCAAAUCUCGGUGAAAAUUUCGAUUUUGCAUCUGUUGUUCUAUGGUAUCGACAUGUAAUGAAAUCCGUCAAGAAAAUUAUGUGA
Messenger RNA from Rotaria socialis, 657 nucleotides. NCBI's taxonomy places the organism in Eukaryota, Metazoa, Rotifera, Eurotatoria, Philodinida, Philodinidae. The record is from the annotation of a GenBank genome assembly.